This is a messenger RNA of Neurospora tetraspora, 345 nucleotides long. RefSeq lists its product as uncharacterized. Lineage: Eukaryota; Fungi; Ascomycota; Sordariomycetes; Sordariales; Sordariaceae. The record is from RefSeq and is a predicted model, not a curated record. Bases 1 to 345 code for a protein of 114 amino acids. The transcript is spliced from 3 exons.
AUGGACAACAGUCCUCCCCCCAAGCACCCAUCCGUCGGCCAAAAGCUCACCGGUAAGCAAGAAGAGCAGAUGGAGAAAUCUAUCAGGCUGCUGAAAAGCAAGAUGGAAAAAGACCAGUGGGAGGCCGCGAAGAAGAGGAUAGCCGAGGAGGAGAGAAAGGCCGAGGCCGAGACCGCCGCCGAGCAGCAGAAGAUGAAGGAAGCGGCCGAGAAAGUAGAGGCACUGGCACUCAGUAGCAGGGGCAGGACCAGUGCCACCAACACCGAUAAAGCCACUGCGGAAGCCGGUGUGGAAGCUGGUGAGGGGGAUCACUCUGUUGAUCCCUUGAGUGCUGGGGCUUUCUGA